AUGGCAGCUGAGAAAGCUGAGAUCGAUGCUCUGAAAAAGGAGUGCGAUGGCCUCCGUGCACAGAUUGAGGCGGCCCGCAAGGCUGUGAACGACGGCGGCCUGUCAGCAGCAGCAGGAGGGGCAUCGGAGGUGGGCCGAGUCCAGCUGAAGCUAAGGAAGACACUCAAGGGACACUUGGCUAAAAUCUAUUCCCUGCACUGGGCCGCUGACUCCAGGUCAAUGGUCACUGCGUCACAGGACGGAAAGCUUCUGGUCUGGGACACCUUCUCGGGGAACAAGCUGGUCGCCGUGCCACUGAAGUCAGCUUGGGUGAUGAGCGUCGCCUUCGCCCCCUCUGGCAACAUGGUGGCCAGCGGCGGUCUGGAUAACAUGUGCACUGUGUACAACAUCAAGUCCACCAGCCCCAAGACCCUCAGGGAGCUGGACGCUCACACAGGUUACCUGUCUUGCUGCCGUUUCCUCAGCGACACUGAGAUCCUGCCGACCUCUGGUGACACCACCUGCUGUCUGUGGGACCUUGAAACCGGCAAGCAGAAGAUCAUCUUCACCAACCACAUCGGAGACUGCAUGUCUCUGGCUCCGUCCGGAGACAUGAACACCUUCAUCUCCGGAGCCUGCGACUCUCUGGCCAAGCUGUGGGACCUGAGGGAAGGAGCCUGCAAGCAGACCUUCUCCGGACACACCAGCGACAUCAACGCCAUCUCGUACUUCCCGGGGGGGAACUGCAUCGUCACCGGCUCCGACGACUGCAGCUGCAAGAUGUACGACCUCCGCUCCGACCAGGAGGUCGUGGGCUUCCAGGACGGCAGCCUGAACUCCGGCGUCACGUCGGUGGCGCUCUCCAGCUCCGGGCGCCUCGUCUUCGCCGGAUACGACGACUUCAACUGCCACAUCUGGGACUCCCUGGAGGGAGAGAACGUCGAUGUGCUGUCCGGCCAUGACAACAGGGUGAGCUGCACCGGCGUCCCCGAGGACGGGAUGGGCGUCUGCACAGGAUCCUGGGAAAGCUUCCUCAAACUGUGGAACUGAGGAGAACACGGAAGGAGGAGGAGGAGGAGGAUGUAGAGGAGGAGGAAAAUGAGGAAGAGGAGAAGGAAGAUGAGGAGGAGGAAGAGGGGGAAGGGGAAUGAUGAAGAGAUAGGGAGGUCAAGGAGAGAGGAAACCACGAGACGAGUCGGGCUGGGCGGAUAUUUGGUGCAGAUCUUCGUCGCUUCCUCGCUCCCUUCUCUCCUUCUUCCUCGCUCCCUUCUCUCCUUCUUCCUCGCUCACGGAUGCUAAAAAACACACGAAUGAGUCGCGUUGUAUAAAACGCCAUCGAGUAAAAUCAAUAAAUAACCGAUGCAUCCC
Molecule: messenger RNA, 1347 nt
Organism: Pseudoliparis swirei
Lineage: Eukaryota; Metazoa; Chordata; Actinopteri; Perciformes; Liparidae
Product: guanine nucleotide-binding protein G(I)/G(S)/G(T) subunit beta-3-like
Exons: 8
Coding region: 1-1029 (342 amino acids)
Biological process (GO): G protein-coupled receptor signaling pathway
Cellular component (GO): cytoplasm; heterotrimeric G-protein complex
Molecular function (GO): protein binding; signaling receptor complex adaptor activity
Source: RefSeq, a predicted model, not a curated record